This is a messenger RNA of Phasianus colchicus (ring-necked pheasant), 2360 nucleotides long. It is a transcript of the gene TRNP1, whose product is annotated as TMF1 regulated nuclear protein 1. Lineage: Eukaryota; Metazoa; Chordata; Aves; Galliformes; Phasianidae. Gene Ontology annotation, molecular function: DNA binding. The record is from RefSeq and is a predicted model, not a curated record. Gene Ontology annotation, cellular component: nucleus. Gene Ontology annotation, biological process: regulation of cell population proliferation.
GCGCAGCGCUCCCUCCGCCCGUCUCCUCCCCAUGGCGACAGCGGACGCCGCAUCCCCGGCUCCGACAGACGAGCAGCGCCCGGAGCGCUCCGACAGCAGCACCGGCACGGCGGCCGGCGGAGGAACGGCAGCAACAGCAUCAGCACGAGGAACGGCAUCAGGAGGAGGAGGAGGAGGAGGAGGAGGAGGAAGCGGCGGCUCGCUGGAGCUGGCGGCGGCGCGGCGGCGCCUGGUGGCUGCGGAGUGCCGGCGGAGAGCCGCGGCGGAGCUGGAGGGCCGCGUGGUUCAGGUGCACUGCGCGCUGCGGCACGCCGAGCUGCGCCUGGCCGCCCGAGCCGAGGCGCUGAGCCGGCUGGGGAGCGGCGUGGCACAGGCACAGCUGGCGCUGGCCGCUCAGGGGCAGCGUUUGCAGAAGGGGCUCCGCCGCCGCCCUCGUCCCCGACCCGGUGCUUUGCUUGCCGCGGCCCGAGCGCUCCGAAGCUGCGUGCCCUGGGCGACCGGGAGAUCGCGGCGUUCCUCCGUACACACGCCCAGCAGGAGGCUGCCCGCUGCGCCGCGCAGCCCCGCUUAGAAAAGAGGGGAGGUGGGUGGUUGGGUGGGGGGGAGUCGUGGGGGUGCUGAGGGCUUCGUGGGAACGCUGUGGGUUUGGGGAGCCGGAGGGAGCAGAGGGUGUGGAGGGGGUGUGAGAGGUGUCAUGGGAAUGCUGUGGGUUUGGGGGUCCUACGUGGCACAGGGGGAUGCAGGACUGUGAGGGUGACUGAUGGGUUGGGGUGCUGUGAGUUGGGGGGCUGUUAGGGGGAUUCUGUGGGUUUUGGGGUCUGACAAAGCUUGCUCCGGUGAGGGGACCCUGCGGGGUCAGGGGGAGUCCAUGGAGUGAGGAGGAAAUCCAGCGGGAUCUGGAGUCCUUAGGGGUGGUUUAAUGGGGAGGGGGCUGGGAUGCUUGGAGUUCCUUAAGGGGCUCAGUGGGAUUGGGGAGCUCCAGAGUACUUAGCAAGGUCUGGAACCUUGGGGUGCCCUGAAGGAUGAGGGUGAAGGGGUCCCUGGGGGACUCUGUGGGGUUUGGGAUGCUUGAAGGACACAGCAGGGUUUUGAUCCUUGAGUGCGUGGUGGGGAGGACCCAGCAGGUCUGGGAACUUCUGUGGGGUUGGGGGAUCCUGCAGGGCUGGGGGUUUCCCUGGAAGAUCACAAGGUCUGGAGGCAAUAAAGGGGAACCUGCUGUCGGCACCCUCUGGAAGCAGCAGCCGCAAUGGGGCUGUGCCCCUUCCCUCACAUCGGGACACGAGUGCUGACAUUGAGCCUGAGUGCAGCCCCAUGCAGAACUGAGGGGGUUGGGGGCCACCCCACAUCCGCCAGCCCCAGGUUGAGCUUCAGACUGUGCAUCCUGGGAGGGCAGGGAGCAAAGAGGACCGGUCCUUACUGCAACGCUGACCCUACGUGGAUCCUGCAGGGCUCAGCAGGACGGCUGGGGCUGCUCUGGUUGCCAUCAGGCAGAUAAUGCUCAGAACUGGAAGCGUGGGGACACACUGAGCCAGCAUCCUUCAGGCACCCCAAUGUCACCCUGCGGCAGAGUCCAUCCUUGCAAGCUCCGAGGAGGCUCGGAGUUGAGCUCAGGGCUGAGCAGAAGGCUUCUACAGGACCACUGAACCCCCCCUGCACCCCUCCAGCCCUGAGCCAGCCUUGGGAUGGAGGGUUGGGACACAGCAGCACCGUCUCCAUCCUGCUGGGAUCGCUGCCAGCUGCAGCCCAGGCUCCUGCUUCACCGCACCGCGCUUCGUUCUGCUGCAGCUUUCCUCAGAGGCUGCGUGAAUCCUGCUGGAAGAAUCACAGCUCAGCUUUUGUGUUGCUUUUUUUUUUUUUUUUAAUUUAAAGAAUAAAAAAACCCCUCUGUUUUGAGGGGUCGGGGGGAUGGGGGAGGGUCUCACUGACUCAUGAAUGUACCUUCCUGUGACACAGCAGGUCUGUUGUGUGCGCUUUGCUCUGCGGGUGCUGCCCUGUCCCUGCCUGGCAGGGCGAUGCCAGAAGUAAACUUUGAUAUAUUCCACUCAUUCCGAGCUGUGUCUUGAUGUGAUCAGAGCAGGGAUGAGCAAACGAGCUCCAAUAACACCUCGCAAUCAAACCCGUGCUAUCAGAUGGGCUCCUGUGCGUGUGCUGCUCCUUUUGCAUCUCACCCUCCCCUGCUGGAUGCUCCCUGCUUUCUGCCCUCCCGUGCUCAGCCCUAAUCCUGCACACCCCACAGAGGGACAGGGGCUGCUGCUGGAGCAGCUUAUGGGGCUCAGCCUGGAGAAGGGAUGCGUUAUCUGUGCCAGGCUUUCAAUUAAUAAUAUGAAAUGCACAGCUUGGGCUUAAUUCUCUUGGUUGGU